GCAUUCCUGUCGGUGGAGCGCGGGAGGGGAGUGACCACACACUGAUUCCAAUGGAAACCCGGAGAAGCCCAUUAAAGAGUCCAAGGCAAGCCAGCAAGAGAAAAAAUGAAAAUAUUCUCCAGUCACCUCCUCUCCAUACGAUGAGCGUUUUCAGCAGUAUCUUUGUUUUGCUUUUGAAACUGUGCUUUGGAUUUUGAACCGUCACAUUGUAUGAUCCAGAGUUUGGAGUAAUCAUGGAAAACACAUUGAACGUGUCGCACUCAGGGAGCAGUAAAGGAAAGUGUUCCGCGGAUCUGGGGAAUCCCGCACACAGACAGGCAAGAAGCGGCUCGUAUAGUCCGGGAACAGGGGCUGUCUCGGACACUCAUCCGUCUCAGACCCAAAAGAGACACUUGGAGGGGGUUUUGAACAAAUACACCAAUUUACUACAAGGCUGGCAGAACAGGUAUUUUGUGUUGGACCCUGAGCUCGGCCAGCUUCAGUAUUUCAUCAACGAGCACAGUAAGAACCAGAAGCCACGAGGGUCCCUGCCCCUCAUCGGCUCCUCAGUGGCCCCAAGCGAUGAGUUUCCCUAUAUGUUCACAGUCUGUGCUGCAAAUGGAGAUUUCUUCAAACUGCGGGCUUCUGAUGCGUGUGAGCAGCAGAUGUGGAUGACCCAGCUUCAGCUGUGCGCCCGUCGCCACUCAGACGGCAGUGCCAAGGGCUGCACCUCCUCCUCCUGCAACACAUCCUCUUCCUCCUCCACUGGCCGGACCCGCAGCUUCUCCCUGCACCCGCACCCCAUCCCACAGUGCUCCUCCAUCUCCGCCCAAAGACAGACCCCCCAGCACGGGACACCUGCCUCUGUCAUCACCAUCACCCACCACAAGUCUCCCACCGCCAGCCAACGGGCCUGCAGUCAGCAUCCUGCAGGACUGCACCAGGUCAAAGAGGUCAUGUCCCAGGCAGAAGGCCAACAGAAGAACCUGGUGAAUUCCAUCGAGUCGUUGCCGAGCCGCGGGCCGCUGUCCUCCCUGGACCAGGACCUGCUCCUGCUCAAAGCCACGUCUGCAGCCACACUCAGCUGUCUGGGAGAAUGCCUGAGUAUCCUUCAGCACAACGUGUGCCAGGCAGCCCAACACAUCACCCACAGCCACAUGCAGGGAUCAAAUACAGAUAACGUCUCUAAUUGGUCAAGGCCCAAAACUGCCUCAGAAGGCCAUGUGAAGAUUGGAGAAUUAACACGUAACAACACCUCAACUAGACAUCAGCCCCACUCUCCACUUCACAGGAACAAUGAACGGCUUAAAGACACAGAGAACUCCAGCUCAGAAUCGGUGGACUCCAGCGAGGAGAUCACAGACACAGAAGAUAAUGAGGAGGAAGACCUCGGAGUCUUGGAUGACCAGAGAAGCAUCAUCCUCCAUCUGCUGUCUCAACUCAAACUGGGCAUGGACCUCACACGGGUGGUGUUGCCCACGUUCAUCUUAGAGAAGCGCUCUCUUUUGGAGAUGUAUGCCAACUUCAUGGCCCAUCCGGAUGUGUUUUUGGCCAUCACAUCUGGAGUGACAGCAGAGGAACGUAUGAUCCGGUUUGUGGAAUACUACUUGACUGCUUUCCAUGAGGGUCGUAAAGGUGCUGUGGCCAAGAAGCCUUACAACCCCAUUCUGGGGGAGAGCUUCCAAUGCACAUGGGACGUACCGCAAGAUAAGGUGCGGCCCCUCAGGACUACCAGCUCAAGUCCAGCCCCUGCGGCUGCUCAUUCCACCCAGACCGCCUCCAAUGAGGGGUUAGGAUCUUACCAGCUACGUUUUGUGGCUGAGCAGGUGUCCCACCACCCCCCGGUCUCUGGAUUCUACUGCGAGUGCAAAGAGCAGCAGAUAUGCGUCAACACCCAUGUUUGGACUAAAAGCAAAUUCAUGGGCAUGUCCAUAGGAGUGUCAAUGGUUGGAGAAGGAGUGUUACAUCUCUUGGAGCAUGAUGAGGAGUAUGUGUUCACGCUGCCGUCUGCCUACGCUCGCUCCAUCCUCACAGUGCCCUGGGUGGAGCUGGGCGGGAAAGUUUCCAUCUGCUGCGCCAAAAGCGGAUACUCUUCCACCGUCACAUUCCACACCAAACCCUUCUACGGAGGGAAGGUUCACAGAGUCACGGCUGAGGUAAAGCACAACCCCAGUGCCACCAUCGUCUGCAAGGCUCAGGGGGAGUGGAACGGGACACUGGAGUUCACCUACAGCAGCGGAGAGACCAAAGUGAUUGACACCUCCAAACUGCCGGUCAUUAAGAAGAAGAUCCGGCCCCUGGAGAAACAGGGCCAGUAUGAAUCGAGGAGGCUGUGGCAGCAUGUGACAGCGGCACUGAAGGCCGGAGACAUAGAUGCGGCCUCUGAACACAAACACCAGUUGGAGGAGAAGCAGAGAAGAGAAGGGAAGCAGAGAACAGCCAGCAGCACCACCUGGAAACCCAAGUACUUCAUUAAAGAGGGGGACGGAUGGGUGUACCACAAUUCUCUGUGGAAGACGAAGUGAUGAAGUCAAGCUGGAGCCACAUGAUUUGGGUCCGUCUCAAACCUUCAGCCCUGCGGAUGUGAGCGAGGGGCUGGCCGACCAAUGGGACUCAAGCAGCAGGAAAAGACAUUGAUCCAUUUCUCCAACUCCUCUCACGGAGAAUGAAAGGUGCCAAAAACAAAAAAUGAACUCGGUGGUAAAAAAAAAAA
This is a messenger RNA of Sinocyclocheilus grahami, 2692 nucleotides long. RefSeq names its product oxysterol binding protein-like 10b (gene osbpl10b). Lineage: Eukaryota; Metazoa; Chordata; Actinopteri; Cypriniformes; Cyprinidae. Bases 234 to 2504 code for a protein of 756 amino acids. The transcript has 12 exons. Gene Ontology annotation, cellular component: cytosol; membrane. Gene Ontology annotation, molecular function: cholesterol binding. The record is from RefSeq and is a predicted model, not a curated record.